UGGGAAUAUUUGUUUGCCUCUCUGAAGGUUUCAUAAAUUGUGACAGUCAAUUCACUGUAUUCCAGUAGUCCUCGCAAGCUGUUCAUUUCAAAAAUAAAACAUUAAAUUCCAAGAAUUCAAAGUCUCCAAGCAACCAAACCCAGCAAACAAAACUAUUGUACAUGAUAUUUACAUCUUUGUUGCCUGGGAAUCCUGUUGCUGCUCCACACCUCACUCCAAACACUUGCUAAAAGCAUGCAAUGGUUUUUGCAGCUGCCUUGCAGUUUAGGAAGGAUCAAGUCACAGACAUGAGGAUCAGAGAGCUGCGAUUCCUUAGUGGCUGAGGCAGCCAUGAGUAGUCGAGAGGUGGUUGUUCUGAGUGUGGGAGGUGUGAGAUUCGUAACCCGGGCUUCCACCUUGCAGCAGUUCCCUGAGUCCAGGCUGGCACACAUGGUGAAUGACGAUGACCAGGAAUUUAAACUGGUGAAUGGAGAGUUUUUUGUGGACAGAGAUGGAGCUUUGUUUAGUUACAUCAUGGACUUCUUGAGGACUCUCCAGGUGUCCUUACCACCUGAUUUCUCAGACUAUCAGAGGCUGCAGAGAGAAGCAGAAUUCUAUGGACUCUACCCCCUGGCCAACCUCCUGAGCCAAGAACAUUUGCUGAAGCCGAGGUUGGAGAUCUUGGAAGUGCGUUUUUCUCUCCAAGAAAUGCAUGCCUUUUUCCGGAUCUUUGGUUCCUGCAGUACCACCAUUGAGGCACUAGCUGAGCAGAUCACUGUGUUUACAGGGCAGCAGCCAGGACAGGGCUGGAACAGCCCUUUUCUUUCCCAGAAACCACUUGUUCCACUUCCUUUGGAAAGACCCUCGCAUCAUGAUAUGGUUUUUCUGUGUGGUACUGAGUAUUCUGCUGGUGACCAGUUCGUGGCCAGGUAUGUUUCCAUAAAGCCUGAUAAGAGAAAGCUGAUUAAUGGUACUAACGUGCUAGGCCUGCUGCUUGACACUUUACUCAGAGAUGGAUUUCGCCUCAUAAGCACCAGGACAGCCGGCAGUGAAGAGAAGGUUGAAUGCUACACUUUUGAAAGGAUGAAGAGGGCAGCAGGCCUUGCCAUCAUGGAGAACCAAACCCCAGGGAGCUCUGGGGUAGCACAGGCAAGGAGAAGCUAAGUACAGAAAGGGAAAUAAGGGCUUUUGCUUCCAUCUUUUGAAUGUAGAAGAGGGACGUGUCAGCACUAGUGACCUUUUUUUUUGUUGUUUUGGCUUGUUUGAAACUGCAGCUAUUGAAGGAAGUAACCAACACAUUUUCUUUCAAAUAUUUAGGGGAAAAAAAUUACUUUCUUGCCUUUUACUGCUCUACCCUCUUUAAGUAAAAGAAGCCCAGAUUCAAUACUGGGUUUGUGGACCAGAUUUCAGCAAUUCCAAGAGUUUUUGUUUUUUCUCUGUGGCUAAAAUUUACAUGAGGACUUAUAAAGCAUCAGCCAUCCCUUCCAGAAAAUUGUUUUUAUGUUCUGUGCUAAUCUGCAAGUAGGUUUUAAAAACAUGGUAAUAUAUGAAGAUGAUGCAGCUGUCAUCCCAACAGUUAGAAGUGGCUGGGGGAGGAAUGCAAGCCCCAAUGAUUGAUUAGUGCUUCCACUCACUGACUCUCUUGCACUUGGCUGAGAACAGUGUAAGGGGAACAUCCCGAGCUGUGCUGCUGUGUGGCUUUGUGAAAACCAUCGCUGAGGUCUGUGAAAUAAUGUGUGACUGUCUCUUGUCCUCUCCUCCCAUCUGGUGGCAUUAAGAUGCUCUUUGGUUCUGAGAAUUAAAUUAUAAAGAUCUUUGUGAACAGAAGGUCAGUUAAUUUUUAGUGCUUUCACCACAAAAAGGAUGAA
Molecule: messenger RNA, 1847 nt
Organism: Pyrgilauda ruficollis (rufous-necked snowfinch)
Lineage: Eukaryota; Metazoa; Chordata; Aves; Passeriformes; Passeridae
Gene: KCNRG
Product: potassium channel regulator
Exons: 2
Coding region: 331-1143 (270 amino acids)
Biological process (GO): negative regulation of delayed rectifier potassium channel activity; protein homooligomerization
Cellular component (GO): endoplasmic reticulum
Molecular function (GO): protein binding
Source: RefSeq, a predicted model, not a curated record